GCCGCCCUGAGUCACUGCCUGCGCAGCUCCGACCGCCUGGCUCCCCGUGCUAGCCACCGAUAUUUGGAGUUCUUACAACAUGGCAGACAUUGACAACAAAGAACAGUCUGAACUUGAUCAAGAUUUGGAUGAUGUUGAAGAAGUAGAAGAAGAAGAAACUGGUGAAGAAACAAAAAUCAAAGCGCGUCAGCUGACUGUUCAGAUGAUGCAAAAUCCUCAGAUUCUUGCAGCCCUUCAAGAAAGACUUGAUGGUCUGGUAGAAACACCAACAGGAUACAUUGAAAGCUUGCCUAGGGUAGUUAAAAGACGAGUGAAUGCUCUCAAAAAUCUUCAAGUUAAAUGUGCACAGAUAGAAGCCAAAUUCUAUGAGGAAGUUCAUGAUCUUGAAAGAAAGUAUGCUGUUCUCUAUCAGCCUCUAUUUGAUAAGCGAUUUGAGAUCAUUAAUGCAAUUUAUGAACCUACGGAAGAAGAAUGUGAAUGGAAACCAGAUGAGGAGGAUGAAAUUUCGGAGGAGCUGAAAGAAAAAGCCAAGAUUGAAGAUGAGAAAAAGGAUGAAGAAAAAGAAGACCCCAAGGGAAUUCCUGAAUUCUGGUUGACUGUUUUUAAGAACGUUGACUUGCUCAGUGAUAUGGUUCAGGAACAUGAUGAACCUAUUUUGAAGCACUUGAAAGAUAUUAAAGUGAAGUUCUCAGAUGCUGGCCAGCCCAUGAGUUUUGUCUUAGAAUUUCACUUUGAACCCAAUGAAUAUUUCACAAAUGAAGUGUUGACAAAGACAUAUAGGAUGAGGUCAGAACCAGAUGAUUCUGAUCCCUUUUCUUUCGAUGGACCAGAAAUUAUGGGUUGUACAGGGUGCCAGAUAGAUUGGAAAAAAGGAAAGAAUGUCACUUUGAAAACCAUUAAGAAGAAACAGAAACACAAGGGACGUGGGACAGUUCGUACUGUGACCAAAACUGUUUCCAAUGACUCUUUCUUUAAUUUUUUUGCCCCUCCUGAAGUUCCUGAAAGUGGAGAUCUGGAUGAUGAUGCUGAAGCUAUCCUUGCUGCAGACUUUGAAAUUGGUCACUUUUUACGUGAGCGUAUAAUCCCAAGAUCAGUGUUAUACUUUACUGGAGAAGCUAUCGAAGAUGAUGAUGAUGAUUAUGAUGAAGAAGGUGAAGAAGCAGAUGAGGAAGGGGAAGAAGAAGGAGAUGAGGAAAAUGAUCCAGACUAUGACUCAAAGAAGGAUCAAAACCCAGCAGAGUGCAAGCAGCAGUGAAGCAGGAUGGUCUACCUUCUGCUUCCCUGGAAAGGAUGAAUUUACAUCAUUUGACAAGCCUUUUGCAAGUUUUUUUGUUAUUGUUUGUUUGCUUGUUUUUGUUUUUGCAGCCUAAAAUAAAAAUGUCAAAU
Neomonachus schauinslandi (Hawaiian monk seal) is the source of this 1386-nucleotide messenger RNA. Its product is annotated as nucleosome assembly protein 1-like 1. Gene Ontology annotation, biological process: nucleosome assembly. Lineage: Eukaryota; Metazoa; Chordata; Mammalia; Carnivora; Phocidae. The transcript has a single exon. The coding region runs from base 80 to 1255 and encodes 391 amino acids. The record is from RefSeq and is a predicted model, not a curated record. Gene Ontology annotation, cellular component: nucleus; chromatin. Gene Ontology annotation, molecular function: histone binding; chromatin binding.